AUCCAGUUUAUUAUAGAAACUGUGAUAAAAAGCUGAUUGUGAAAUAAGAACGGCUGAAAGUUAUUGUGGCCGUACCUAUAGGCGAAAUGUAUCACUUCGAUUUAUGUAUAUUUUGUAUCAUAGCUGCUAUUAUUAACACGGUGGACAAUAAGAGAUACGAUAUUGAAGAAGAAAGUAAGAAGGAGUAUGGAAUGGACUUUGAAAACAUCCUGCGACAGUUUCGAAGAUCAGACGAUUACGUCAAAAUAUUGAAAAUGAGGACAAAAGAAUUUAAUGUGUUUUUUGGGGACGUAGUCUACCACAGCUUAGAUUAUCAUCAAUCUAAAAUGAAAGCGGAGAUGCAAAAAGCAUUUGGCCUCAACUCCCCUACAGACGUACCAACAAUAACUCUUAAAACAGAAUCAACCACCGUUUGCAUCCCUGGGGAUUCAGGACAAAAAACCUGUCCACCACCGGAUAAGGCUUCCACAGUUCCGGCCAGCCGCCAAUUGUUGUACGAAGCCAAAGCCCGUCUUCUGAAAUCAAAGUAUAACGGGCGCCGUCAAGCUGGAGCGCAGGCGAUCGAAAAGUCGCUGCAGAAAGUUAAGCACAUCGACGAACACCCCUUCCUCAGCUCCCACCUGACCGUGGAGGAGCGGAACUACUAUAAGAGCCUCGCAUUCGAAUACGCUGGAGAAACUAUUCACACUACAAUUAGGGCAUUUGGAGCGGAACCGGUGGAUGUACAUGGGAGCACCCAAAUGAACAUCGACGGUAUAACUAGCACAACACACAUGUUGAGACACAUAGUAAGCCGGGGCCAAGAAAAUGCUAGUGAUGCAAGGAACAACAGAAAAUGAAGCACGAAAAUCGCACAAAGUCACUAAAAGAUACCUUUUAGUAUCGAAAAAAGAUUAUCCAUCGAUUAUCAGGGAUGGUUAGAUCCUACCCUUUUGAAACUAAUUGUUUAAUGAUAAUAUAAUAUUAUUUAAAAGAUGAUUUUA
This is a messenger RNA of Cydia splendana, 983 nucleotides long. RefSeq lists its product as uncharacterized. NCBI's taxonomy places the organism in Eukaryota, Metazoa, Arthropoda, Insecta, Lepidoptera, Tortricidae. The record is from RefSeq and is a predicted model, not a curated record. Bases 87 to 839 code for a protein of 250 amino acids. The transcript has 7 exons.